AAGGCCCGACGGCAGUAGCUUCGAGCGAGUGAGAGAGUGAGAGAGGUAACCCUAGAUCUGGUCCAGAUGUCCAUGGCGCUGCGCAACCUGGCCACGAGGAUGCGGUCCCCUGCCGCCGCCGUCCUCCGUCCCCGCGUCUCGCCUCCGCCCCUCCGCUUCAGGCUCUUCAGCUCCUUGGAGGAAGAUCGGGAAAGUGCGAUAAGGCUGUACCAAGAGAAUCUAGCUACACUUGAUCGAGUGAAGAAACACCAGGAAUUUAUGAGGGCGCGCGUUGGGUUUCUCGAGAAGGGGAACAAGUGUCUGAGUUGGUCUUUGCUGCUUAUGCCUAUUCUCACCGUGGCUGUUAUCCUGAAAGCGAUCGCCGGUUAGAGGAGAAGUGAUUAUGCCCUGCUCUGUUUUAUCUAUCUAUAUGGCAUGUACUCCCUCUGUAAACUAAUAUAAAAGCGUUUAGAUCACUACUUUAGUAUUCUAAACACUCUUAUAUUAGUUUACGGAGGCAGUAUUAUGUAUUUAUGAAGGAGGCACUUUGUUGCUUGGAUGGCGUAUGUUAUGUUAGGUCGCCAAGUCAGACGUCUAUUAUCAUGGUUGAGCACUGAUACAGGCACUUGGAUAUAAGUUUGCCUUGGCUUGUUGAAGUAGCUUUGAUGUAAUCCAAAACUCUAUUCCAUUAAGUGCUGUGUUGUUCAGGGAGAUUAAGGUAUUUGUUUCUUUA
This is a messenger RNA of Aegilops tauschii subsp. strangulata, 712 nucleotides long. RefSeq lists its product as uncharacterized. The record is from RefSeq and is a predicted model, not a curated record. NCBI's taxonomy places the organism in Eukaryota, Viridiplantae, Streptophyta, Magnoliopsida, Poales, Poaceae.